GGGUGACCACUGACAACACGUGCUGACUUUCUCACUCAUCAUUCCUAGGUUAUUUACCUUCUCUAGCCUCUAGAUUGAUGGUGUAGCUGUCAGCUACCUUGUGAUUGAUGCUGCCAGUGGCUAGCAGAGGCGGUGAAUUGAUGUGAUACAGAGACAUAAACUGGACCACAAUGGGAGCUCCUUCAAAAAAGUGUGAGAUGAACUUCCAUCAGAUUCACAGGCUCCUGACGUGCUUCGAAGAGGGUCAGUCAAUUAAGAGGUGUGAUCGUUGGGCCGUAGUGAGAAGAGUUAGAGAAUUUUUAAACAAGUUUUUAACUCUUAGUAACAGCCACUUACUGAAGGGUUGGCUAAAAACCAGACAAGAGGAACUAUUUUCUGUGUCAACUCACUUCCUGAAGCUUAUUGUUGUAGGAACAAGACGUGUUAAAAAUGUUAAUAUAGUCGAAGACACUGUUGCAGAUGACAUCAAACUUGUUUAUGAUAUCUUGGGUGGCAAGAGCAAGGCCGUGGCCAUGGUGUCACUGAAGGCCGGGGAAGUCAUCACUGAAGGCCAAGGGCUGUUGUACAUAUGUCAAGCGCAGGUGUAUGGCCUCAUCGUCAGAGAAGUUGUGAAUCAUUACCUGGCUGGUGUGAACCCUGAGAGCGAGGACGACAUGUGGUGGAGCAUCUUGUUGUACCGGCUGUGGCUUCUCAGCUGUGAAGGAGAAACAAGAAAAAGGGGACUGCUGGAAAUUUUGGCACUUCUUCCUUCAAUUGUGUCAAGAAGGCGUCUAGGUUCUGGUUCACCUAGAGUUAAGAACAUAGCCACCAAGUCAUUAUUUAAUGUUCCUAUGAAUAAACUGGUUAAGAUGGCCCCAGAAAGCCUUCAGCUAUUGAAUCCUGAUCAAAACCAACCACCCAUUGAUUGUAAAGACCCAGAGGUACAGCUGGAGCUUAAGUCACUUAACAAUCUUCUGAAGAGCACUAUUCAUCAGCUUAAAACUAUCAUUAGAGCCACUUCAAGAACAGGUAUUAUGAAGUAUCCAGAAUUAGAAGAGUCAUUACUUAUGAGAAACCCUUCGGGGUAUUCUGUGUGGAAAACGCCACUGUACUCAACACUGGAAUUAAAAUCUUGUAGUACUUCAAUGAUUUCUCCUGUAUUGCAGAUACCAAGCACUGUUAAUCAAUGUUCUAAAGAUCUUGAAGAGGCUUCUCCACCACAGAAAAAUAAAGAGGUGAAAUCAUCAGCUGGAAUACCACAAGAAAAUUCUUUCGAUUUCCAAAAUAAAGAGAAGCCACCCCAGGGAUCUUUUUCUAUUCUUUCUAAUGUCGAAAGAAUAUCAGAGCCAAACACAGACAUCUUUGAAUCAAAUUCUAAUAUACUUGAAUCAAGCAAUCUAUGCUCAUCUGAAGACAGGAUGCCAAAACAAAUUUCUACUAGUCCCUCAUCUCUCAAACCUACAGCAGGAAAGGAAUGCAAAACCCUGGCAAGAAACAGGCUAAAGGUGAACAAAAGUCACAGGAAACAUGAAAGGUCUCCAUGCAGUGAGAAAGACGAUUCCCAGAUUAGCUGCUCCUCUUUUUCACCAAGUUCUGUUCAUUCUGAUUGCAGAAAAAUGAAGAGACAAAAUGCAUUAAUGUGCAGCAGAUACAGUAUAAGCGGUGAAGCAAAAAACAUGUCACAAAACAGUGAUACAAGUUCUAAAAGGCUGAGAUUGUCUUCAGAAACAGAAAUUGAAUUUUUAUCAGGAGGUUACUCAUUAACUCCUAAUACAACAGAUGAUGUAUGUGAAAAUAUAAAAUGUGACAAAGAGAAGAGGCCUAUGAAAAUUAAGAAAUGGAAUAUGACUAGAAGCAGUGUUAGAGAUAAUAUGGCUAUGAGAGCAGGUGAUGAACACACACACAAUGAAUGUAAGAAUGUUCAAGAAACUUGUUUAAAAAAUGAUAUUGUUGCAGAUGGAAGUAGUCAUGAUGUUAAUGCAGUAUAUGUAGGGAAGGAACUGAGUGAGAUGCAGAGUGAAAUAUAUGAAAAUGUGAAUAACGAGGAAAAUAUGACAUCACAGCAAAAUGAGAGAGAUAAGAAAAGAGAUAAAUCUACUGGCAUAGAUAAUGAGUUGGUAAUAUAUGAGAGUGAUGAUAUGUUUCAAGCUGCAGAUGAUGAUGAUGAACAUGAAUCAUUGGCUGAUUGUAUUAAUAAUAGUAAAAAUAAUGAAGUGCAGACUGGGGGAGACUUGAGUAGAGCAGAGUUGAACUCCAACAUUGUUGAAGUAAAUUUAAAAGAUGGUUCUCAUGACAGCAUCAACAAUCAUAACAUAGGUAUUAUAGUGAACCAUAUUGAAGAAAAUACUGAGAGAAAUGAUUGUUGGCAAUCAUGGGUGAAUGAUAGUCAUAAUCAGGAUAAGAUCAAAAUUAAUAGUUCUCAGAAUGAAACAAAAAGUAAGAAUAAAUUCAUAAAGAACAGUUUAAAAACUCUUCAAAUUAAUAAGCCAAAAAAUUUAACAAAGGUCAAUGACAGUCAGAAGCAAAACAUUUUACAUUCUUGUGAAUAUAUAGGCAGCGAGGGAGAGAAUGACAGUGCUGAGUACACAAGUGCUGUGAGUUGUCAGAAUGGAGACAAAAAAUUCAAACAACUGGUAAACUGUCAUGGGAGUAGACUAGAUAAAAUACAAAGCAAUAACAAUGACAGGCUGAACAGCAAUCGGAAAAAUUCUCUUCACUUACCAGAGCUGAGAGAGAGAAGUCUGACAGUGUCAAAGAAUGUGGAUGUGACAAAAUCAAGUGAUACAUUUGGUGUGCAACCCUCAGUUGCAUGCACUGUGUGUGAAUGUGAUCACUCGUACAUAGAUAACAAUACUACUGAUGUUGGGAAGUCUAGUUCGGAUCAUUUAAUAUGUUCGGCAGACAUUUUGCCUGUUUCUUCAAGCAUGCAAGAAUUAACCACAGGAAAAAAAAAAGUGAAUUUUGAGACAGAAUCAGACAACAAAAAGAACAGCAAGACACCUGAUUCAACCAGUGAAAGGUCACCACUUGAGAAAUGCAAUAAUUGUGAAACAGAUGAAGAAAUUAAGAACAGUGAAGGGGGAAGCAUACAGUUAAAGAAUAAAAGCACAAACAGAGGCAAUAAUUCUGUGGACAAGUGCAGAACAACCAAGAACAACAAGAAACCUGAAAGAUCAAAUAAAUUCAAAGUGAAAGACAUGCAAGUAAAAAAUACGCAGCCUGUUCCUGCCAUUUCGUCUUCUAAAAACAUGACAACUUUAUGUGGAAAUAUCAAAGGAGUGCCGGUGGAGGACAGAUGUCAUGUUCCAGAAGGCUUUAAGCGCAUCAUUGUACCUCGACUUUCCAAAACAUCCAACAAACUGUGCAUCAAGACUGAUGUUUAUGUGUAUACGCCAGAUGGGAAGGCACACAAUUGUCGGAAAAAAUUAAACAAUUAUAUCGAAAGAAAAUCUCUGAAACUGGAUGGAAAUGCAGACAUGAAUAAAAUAUUCAGAAUGUCUCCUUCCACAAAAAGAAAAGUGAUGCAGAGGAAUACUCAUCUCACUCAAGUAGUUGAAGCUAAUAAAAGGAAGCUUCAAAACCCAGGUAACCCAUAUUGCAAGAUUUACUUACCACUCGGAGUAACCAUUGAGAAGUCCUUUAGUGCACUCAAGGGAGGUACGUCACAUGGAGACUCUUCUAAUAAAGGUGGUAGAGAGAUCAAUAAAGGAGAUAAAAACAAAAUUUAUAAAACAUUCAAGAAAUCUUGGAAUCAUAGUUUUAGUACAAAUAUAAAGAAAUGUGUAAGAAAAAGGCAAAAGAUAAAUAAACUGAAAGUUUAUAAUGUACAGAAAGAUGAAUUACAACCUCGAGGUGGUAGAAAGAAUCAUGAACCUUCCAGUCAACAAGGGAAAGGUGUUGGAACAUCCUCAAUUGUAAAUCACAAAGUAUUGGAUCCUUAUGAAUUUUCUGAAGAAAACAGUGCAAAUGCUGGUAUUGGAUGUAAGAUGCUGUCACUGACACACACAAGGACAGUUACUGAUGCCACACAAGAGAACAUUGAAUGUAAUGAACAAAACUCUGCUUUUGAUGAUAGUAGUUUAUGUAAUGAAUUUAGUAGCACUGAGCUUGCAGAUGUAGAAUCAUUUCCUGUAGAGAAAAAUAUAAAUCUUCAAAAUGCUUCUUCCAUAUCCGCAUCAACAAAUGCUGUGGAUGGUAUUAGCUCUGGCAACUCUAAUGGGAAAAAUUCACAGCCCUCAGAGUCAGAUGAGAAUCUUUAUGAUGGUAUACAAGAUGCAUGUCAGAUAAGACAUAAUAACCUUUGUAAACUCUCACUUUCUGACCUUCAAGAUAAAGCUGAUUUGAAACUGAAUUGUAUAGACUCUGGAAGUGGAGCACAGUCACAGGAGGGAUGCAAAGGUGGUUUGGUGAUGACUUCACCCAAUCAAACUUAUAUGCUGGGUUUAUCAGAAAAGAAAAAUCAGAGAAAGGAGCAGUUCACAUAUUGUGAAGAGCAUGGUGUAAUGACCUCUGAUGGUAAUGAAUCUCUGGGUAUCUCUGAUGAUUCUAGCUACACUACUGCAUGUAGUACUGAAUAUAAUACAUAUACUUGCAAAAAUAUUAACAAGAACGGUGACAAAACUACACAACAGCACAAGUAUAAUCAAGAGAAAGUACUUGAUUCUGUACAUGAAAGUUUACAUGACAAAGAAAUUGAAAAUAGUGCCAAUAAACAGAAUCAUGCCAGUGAGACCUCAGUGAAUUCUAAAAGUGUUCAUAAGGAUAAUGUUGUAUCUGUAAAUAUGAAAAGUUUGGAUAAGAGUGAUACACACACUCCCAGUUUUAGUACUUUCAGGAGCAGUGGAAGGAGGAACAAGGCUGAGGAUCUUAAUACACCACAGAAUCAAACUAUUCAUCAACAAUCAUGUGACACUUCAUCGAGGUUUAUGUAUGCAAGCAAUAAGGAGACACAAACGAGUAUAUCAGAUCUGAAAGAAUCUAGAGCUCGGAGAAAGGAAGAUGACAAGAAAACUGCUCUUAUACCUUUACCAGCUGCUCUUAAUACAGAAAAUACAUUGUUGGAAUUAAGAUGUUUUAAGCUUUUUCCACACCAUCCUAAUAAUUCUUAUUUAAUUAAUUCUCAAUUUUUCACAAUAUCUCCACAUGAGACAGAUUUACUAACAGUAGACGGCUCUGUAUUAUCAACUCGGCCAUAUUUAGGAAAUUUGGAUUCAUUGCUGAAGCAUAAUAGGAAAAAGCAAAGUAAAAAAUGCUUUAAGAAAUACGUUGGAAGGACAGUGUGUCGAAAGAAUCUGCUUAAGGCGUUUAAUAAUCAGGCAUGUGUAGAAGAACAGCAUGGUAGUACAUGCCGGCAGAUUGAAAAGGCUUGUGAUGGAUACAAUUCUCAAUCUGUUUCUCCAGCGAAUCUUCACUCGGGUGAUCAUAAUACAGGAAAAAACUUACGUGGUUGCUCUGCAAAACAUUUGCAUCCUAGAACACAGAAUAGCAAUGGUAUACAUUGUUUAGAAACUCUUGAAAUCUCUGAGGCUUGUAAUAAUGAGAGCAAUAAUGAAGGUCACUCUCUAAACUUCCUUGAACAUAUGAAUGAAACUUAUGUCUCGGGAAAUGUUAGUUCUCAGAUUUCUCGGGUAUCAAAAUUGAAAAUAAUGAAGCCACAUGCAAGAUCAUAUAAAUUGGCUUCAUCUUGUUUUGGUAGCCACCUUUGUUACCUUCGAGCAAACCUAAGACUGUCCUCCAGAGGUGUAGAUGAUAUUGUUCAGGAGACUGGAAAUUCCAGUUUGUGUCAAUACCACUAUUAUCACAGUGUGAAGCCAACAGCAGUGUCUCUGUUGAGCCUAACUUUACUCGAAAUGUCUUGCCCACUCUGCCGGUUAGUCUUUUAUGACCUGAGUCCUUGCUGUUAUCAACCUGAUGUACUAGGUAACCCAGGCAUCAACCAUGUUGACAGAGACUCACCACUAGAAACUUUAGUUGAGAAACUGGAAGUUGAGUACUGGUAAGUUCAGUGAUUUAUUACCAUAUUUUGUGCAGUUACCAAUUAAUUUGUAAUUACAGUACAGUACCUGUUUGUUCCUUGUUCUAAUAGGCCUGUGUUUGUAGUACCUCAUCUUUUUAAUUUAUCCUUUUUUGUGUGUAAUUUUCUGUGGUUAUGACUACCUACUCUUUUCAUGACUUUCCAACUAUGUAUCUGCCAUUCAAAAGUAGUGCAGUUAUGUAGUUCUCUAUCCUUUAUACUUGUUUUUCUUGAGUUCAUUAUUGUCAUACAUCUAGUUUUCCAUAGUAAUAUUAUAAUUUGUUUUUGGUUUUCAAAUUUAAUAAUUUAAUGAAUUUGUUUGUGGUUUUCGAUAUUUUUUUUCAGUCUUCCAUAUAACGUAUUUCCGAAGCUUUGAAUCUUAAAUACAGUAGUAAAUACAGUAAUGUACAUGGAAGCAUUACAUAGACACCAAUAGGAAUUAAAGAUUAGAGAUUAUUUAUUUCACCAUGAUACAAUGUUUGUACAGAGGUAGGUGACAGGUGUGCAUGCAGAAAGCCCCUUUGUAUGUAGAGCAUUUCAGGCAAACUUAAGCUGUCUUAAGAUUAAUAAGGCAAUAAUUAAUUGAUUACUAAUUAAUAAAUGAGUUGUGUACCAGGGAUGCAAUGGAACAAGGAAGUAUAGCUAGAGAAUAUGCUCACAAAUGAGCCACAGGGAUAUUAAGAUGUAUAUCUUCAGUGUAAGAGUGGUAAAUGUGUAGAAUCAGCUGCAUGGUAAAGACUAGUAUUGUAUUGUCUCUGCAAUUGCAAAAUUACAUGGUCAUCUGUAAAAAAAUGUCUUGAAGAUUGUGACAAUCCUUACCAGCAGGGAUAUAUUGAGUACUACCUAAGCUUUCAUGCUCAGUGACAGUAUUAAUAAUACAGUGGACCCCCGGUUAACGAUAUUUUUUCACUCCAGAAGUAUGUUCAGGUGCCAGUACUGACCGAAUUUGUUCCCAUAAGGAAUAUUGUGAAGUAGAUUAGUCCAUUUCAGACCCCCAAACAUACACGUACAAACGCACUUACAUAAAUACACUUACAUAAUUGGUCGCAUUCGAAGGUGAUCGUUACGCGGGGGUCCACUGUAUUGUAAGUUUAUUUAGGUACAGGGGCAUAUAAGUACAAUUAUCAUACAUAGCGUAAAUUACCUAGGAU
Cherax quadricarinatus is the source of this 7143-nucleotide messenger RNA. Its product is annotated as probable WRKY transcription factor protein 1. The record is from RefSeq and is a predicted model, not a curated record. Gene Ontology annotation, molecular function: DNA binding. Lineage: Eukaryota; Metazoa; Arthropoda; Malacostraca; Decapoda; Parastacidae.